This is a messenger RNA of Hydra vulgaris (swiftwater hydra), 2024 nucleotides long. Its product is annotated as keratin-associated protein 10-4. Lineage: Eukaryota; Metazoa; Cnidaria; Hydrozoa; Anthoathecata; Hydridae. Gene Ontology annotation, molecular function: carbohydrate binding. The record is from RefSeq and is a predicted model, not a curated record.
GAACGAGCAUGUUAAUUUACUAAAAUGGAAAAAAUUCCAAUAAGGAAGCCAUUGAAGCGUGCAACAAUAAUACGGGCGUCUAAUAGCUGCACAUACUCUACAUAAUUUUAAAAAUCUUUACUAUAAAGAAAAUGAAGCUAUUUUUAAAAAGAAUGUGAGCAGGGAAAUAAUUCAAUUCACAAUGAGAUUUGUCCAACAAAUUAGGCUAACGUUCCUUUUUAUAUACCCUGCUGUGGCGUUAUGGCUGAACAAACUUCCUAUUUCAAAAUUUCCAGAUGAUGUUGAUCAUGCUGUUGCUGGCUGCCAGGAAGACAAUUUGUACUUGCAAUGUCAGAACCGUUACAACAAAUUAAAUAUUAGUAAAGUAUUUUACGGACGUGAUGACACCACCAUAUGCACUAGCAGAGUUUUAGAAUCAAAAAAAAUAUGUAAUCAUACUACACCAAAUUCAGUGAUAGAGAAAGUAAUACUAAUGUGUUCAGGUGAAAACAGAUGCAAAAUUCCUGUCACACCUGAGUUUUUAGAAAUGAAAGACAACAUGAUUUGCCCAGAUAUUCGAAAAUAUCUUAAAGUAUUCUACACUUGUCGUCAGAAUACUAAUAUAAAUGAAGUUUGCAAAGGAGGUUGUAGCAGUAAAUGUUAUCCCGAUUGUUCCGAGUCUUGUUGCAAACCACCAUCUUUAACACAGGCCGUAACAUCUAGUAACUAUAUUACUUCGACGUGUCCAGGAAAUUGCCCUCAGUCUUGCGCUCCUAUGUGUCAGCCUACUUGUUGCCAAAGUUCUAUUGCAUUGAAAACCCCAAACUUUUGUCCUAACGGUUGCCAAAGUUUAUGUGCACCACUUUGUUCACCAAGCUGUUGUUUGUUUAGAGCUGUUCCAACGGCAAAUUUACAAGAAUUCAAACAACCAGUUCCAAAGCUUCAGUAUGAUGUUUUUCGAUGCGAUAACGGAUGCAACAAAGCCUGUGCUCCAUUAUGUCAACCAACUUGCUGCGAAUCACAUCGUAUGCUUCUACAAGCAGCUAAAGUUGAAAGACCGUCUUGUCCAAGUACUUGCAUAAAUAAUUGCAAUUCAAACUGUCCAAGUAACUGUUGCAAGAGUUAUCACUACCCAUUGCCCAUUACAGCUCAAGGAUCAAACAUUCAAAAUCAAGAACCUGUGGUUUACCAAGCCUCAUCGUAUAACUAUGUUCAACCUCCUCAAGCUCAAUCUUUUUAUCAAAAAGAAUGUACAUUACCUUGUUCAGCAGGUUGUGCACCAUACUGUACACCAGAAUGCUGCAGUCGAACUCAACCUCAAAUAAUCACACAAGUUACUUGGUGUCCAUUACCAUGCUCGCCAACAUGUGCACCAGCAUGCGAUAGCGCUUGUUGUAACCCUCAAACCUCUUCACAAGAAUCCCAACAACCGUAUCAAUAUGUAAUGCCGCAACAGUACAUGCAAACUCCACAACAAUAUUUGCAAAAUCCCCAAAUUCCAAUAUCUUCUUCAACUAAUUUAUUUUACAAUAACCCUGUUUCUCCAGUGUAUCCUGUUCAAACAGGAAAUUCAUACACAGAUGUAUCAAGCUCUCUUGGUUCUCAAUAUAUGCCUUAUAUAUCAAUGCCACAGCAACCCACAACUUGUCCUAUUGGCUGUAAAAGCACAUGUAUGAGCUAUUGUCCUCAAUAUUGUUGUCGGGAAAACAUAAACAAAGUUGAUUUAUACAAGACUAAAGAGUUACUGCAACGCAAAAAGUAUCAACAAGUACUCGCAAAUUUUAGAGCAAAGCAAAUACAAAAAUACUAUCAGGGAUAAUUUUUUUAGAGAAAAGCAAAUAUAAAAAUUUAUCAUUGAUAAAAACUACCAUCUUUUAGUUCAAAAAAAUUUUACAUUUGUAGUACCAGCUUGACGUAACCAAGUUCUAGUUUAACCAAUGCAUCGGUUAAAACAAAUGAUUUAAGUAUUAAAAACAACUACAAUUAAAAAUGUAUCUGUUUGACCACGUGACACCAUAAUAUAAUAAUUCAGUUUGACCAUACAA